This is a messenger RNA of Electrophorus electricus (electric eel), 1936 nucleotides long. Its product is annotated as sodium-dependent lysophosphatidylcholine symporter 1-like. NCBI's taxonomy places the organism in Eukaryota, Metazoa, Chordata, Actinopteri, Gymnotiformes, Gymnotidae. Gene Ontology annotation, biological process: carbohydrate transport. Gene Ontology annotation, cellular component: plasma membrane. The record is from RefSeq and is a predicted model, not a curated record. Gene Ontology annotation, molecular function: symporter activity.
UGCGCGUGUGCGUGCAUUUGUGUGCGUCCGCGCGCGCGCGUUUAGCUAUUGGGCAUUGUAUACUAAACCCACGCAAUCUUAGCGUUUUGGGGAGGAGACCUCCCGUAGACCUCCAUGCCUUAUAAGUUUAUAAGUUUCCAGAGUAAUAACUGUGUAAGUGAAUGUUUCUUGAAGAGCACAAACAUGCCUCUUACUUCUGGGGAUGGACAACACACGGACGUCCAAGAGAAAGCUCCAGGCAUACCAAUAUCACGCAAACUAUGCUAUGCCAUUGGAGGGAUGCCCUAUCAAAUGACAUCAAACACCAAGGGCAUUUUCAUACAGAUCUUUCUACUGGAUGUUGUACAGAUGAGUGCCUUCUAUGUCUCCAUAAUGCUUUUCCUUGGCCGGGCCUGGGAUGCCAUCACAGACCCUUUGGUGGGCUAUGCAGUUAGCAAGAGUGGGCAAACCCGCUUUGGAAAGCUCAUUCCCUGGAUAGUGUGCAGCGCGCCGAUGGGAAUACUUUCUUAUGUCAUGCUGUGGUACACCCCUCGGGACACCAUGUCCCCUGUCUUCAGCUUCUGCUGGUACCUUAGUUGGUGCUGCCUCUUUGAUGCCUUCAUGAGUUGCUACCAUGUCCCCUACACUUCCCUGAACAUGUUUCUUGGAGGUGACCAGAGAGACCGAGACUCAGCCACUGGCUAUAGGAUGGGGAUGGAGAUGUUUGGGACGUUGGCAGGUCUUGUUAUUCAGGGCCAGAUUGUGGGGCGAUACCAUGCUAAGAGGGCAGAGACAUGCAGCAUGUUGAAUGGUAGCCAUACUCUGGCAGGAAACCUCUCCUACAACUUCACUUCCCCUCUCACUGACACGCUGCAAAACACGAGGAGAGCGUAUUUGGUUGCUGCAUCGGCACUGGGUGCCCUCUACUUCCUGUGCUGCCUCACGCUGUUCCUUGGAGUAAAGGAGAAAUUAGCCCCGCUGAGCAGACUGGAGCGCAGUACAGUGCCCUACCUGACCAGUCUGAAGCUGCUCAUGAGACAUACCCCAUAUGUGCGCCUCGUGUUUGGUUUCCUCUUCGCCUCGCUUGCGUUUCAGGUGACGCAAGGAGUCUUUGCUAUCUAUUGUACGUAUGUGGCUGGAAUGGGGGCAUAUUUCCAGCACCUAAUGCUCAUAUCUCUGAGCAUAGCUACAGCAUCCGUUCCCCUGUGGCAGAUGCUAUUGCUCAAACUGGGCAAGAAGACCACAGUCUUUAUCGGCCUAUCAGGCUAUAUCCCUUGUCUCAUCAUCCUAUACUUUGUGAAGGACAGUUUCCCAAUCUUUGCAGUGAUUGGCAUUUUAUGUGGCUUCAGCCUAUCAUGCCUCUUUCUACUGCCCUGGUCGAUGCUACCAGAUGCAGUGGAUGACUUUAAACUGAAGAACCCAUCGUACAUGGACCUGGAACCCAUGUUCUAUGCCUGCUUUGUCUUCUUUAACAAGUUUGGAGGAGGGGUGUCAAGCGGAGCGUCCACUCUAGCUCUGCACUUUGCGGGUUACCAGUCUGGUGUGUGCAUGCAAGACCCCGGAGUGGUUGCUACCCUGCAGGUAAUUUUUGUCCCAGUGCCCAUCAUCUUGCUCCUGAUUGGCUUGGUACUCUUCUACCUCUACCCCAUCAACGAGGAGGUGCGGCAGAAGAUCAAGGCCGAAAUCAAGGCAGCAACAGAGAUGAAACCAGACGUACAAACGGAUCAGUAUCUGUGAAGAUUUCAGAGUGGAUUUGAAUUAACCUCAGACGCACCUCUGAAGAGCUCACGGUGGAUAUGAAGGAGCUAGCUACACAUGUAACAGAAUGCACCUCAAAUCUGUCAAUGAAGAGCUCACACUGAAAAACGAUCCUCAAUGAAUUAUUGUACGAUGAUGUAUGAUUAUGCUUUUCAUGCAGGUCUCUCAACAGUAAUAAAGAUGUUGCUACUAAAGCUAA